This is a messenger RNA of Dracunculus medinensis (Guinea worm), 171 nucleotides long. The record is from the annotation of a GenBank genome assembly. NCBI's taxonomy places the organism in Eukaryota, Metazoa, Nematoda, Chromadorea, Rhabditida, Dracunculidae.
AUGAAAAUGCGCAAAUCAUUAGCACACUCAUUGCUCAUUUCAGAAUUAUUCAGCCAAUUAAGAUUUCCAAUAAAGCCCAUCGAUUUGAAAAAACGUAUAGAAAGUCUUAUAGAACGAGAAUAUAUGUCUCGAGAUAAGGAUGAUGCUAAUAUGUAUCAUUAUGUUACGUAA